CCUUCUUUCUUUUCCUCACGAACCACUAACCAGUGGGCAUUACCGCUGUUUUGGAUUUGUGGCGCGUUGUUAGUCAGCAUAGCGUUGCGUCGGUAGCCACUACACGUAAACUCUGCCGCCGUUUUUGUGCGGAUAACAGCUGACAUGGCGACGAAGACACUGGAAGAAAGGAGGAAGGCGUAUUUUGCUUACGUGAGAUACGUGCAGUCCAUCGCGGUACUCCGACAGUCGAAGGCGAAAGCGCGGAACGCCAAGAAAGAAAAAGAGGCCAUGAUUCAGAAAUUCAUCGAAAUGGUGCGCGACACUCUGAAGCAGGCGAAGGAGCAGAUAUGGCGAAGAGCUUGCUUCAAGAAGCUCAUCGCCCAUAAAGAUGAUUUGGAAAACAUGCAAGGCGGCAUUGAGCAUGUCGCUGUAAGUCUGGAAGAACAAAACAAGAAGGUUGCGGAAGCUGGUUACGUGGCAAUCAAAACUGUCAAGCCAAUUGAUAAAGAAGGAUACCGCCAGAUUAUGUCGCACUUUCAGUUAGAACGCAACUGGGACCAGCAGCUUCCAGUUCAACUGGUGAUGGUCCCCAUUGGUGGCCAGUUGCAAUGUAACUGGGACCAGCUACCAACCGUUUCCAGCUGA
Molecule: messenger RNA, 627 nt
Organism: Rhipicephalus microplus (southern cattle tick)
Lineage: Eukaryota; Metazoa; Arthropoda; Arachnida; Ixodida; Ixodidae
Source: RefSeq, a predicted model, not a curated record